UUCGCGCUUGUGUUGUGUGACACACCCAUGGCGCCCAUGAUGACUUCUUUGAGAUGCGUGGCGCAGCGACCUGCACAAGGCUGCAGUUUGUUGAGGCGUAAAUGGGUCCUUCUCAGUAGAGGUUUGUCUUCCGCCGGUACCGGCGGAGAUAGCGGCGGUGGUGGUGAUGGUGCUGACUUUGGUGUGCGGGUUUGGGGGCACGGCACCAAGGGGCAACUGGGAAUCGAGAGCGAAAAACUCCCGAACAAAGAAACCCUCAUGGGCCGCCUCGGGCGUGAGAAGGCGACAUCGACACCCACCCCUCUUCCCGGUUUCGAGGCGUCGGGGGCAAGGACCGUCUCUUGCGGCUCGGAGUUCACGGCCCUGGUUACAACCGAGGGUAAGCUGUUGACGGUCGGGACAAACAGCAAGAAGGGGUUGCUGGGUCUCGGCAUCGUGGACGGGAGGAACCGGCACAAGAUGACCGAGGUCCCGGCGCUCAAGGGCGUCGAUGUGGUCUCGGUGGCAUGCGGGGAGCAGCACUCCGUGGCGGUAGACAGCGAGGGCGUUGCUUACAGCUGGGGAUCGGGAGGCUCGCGGUGGGACGGGGCAGGAGCGCUCGGACUGGGCAACCUGGAAGACGAAAAAUUCCUCGUCUCCAGUCCUACCGAGAUCACAACGCUUAGCGGCGUCGGCGCUAAGGUGGACAAGGUAAGCGCGGGGGGAAGCCACACGGCCUUCCUCACAACGGACGGGGAGGUGUGGACGUGCGGCCGAGGAGAGUACGGGCUUUGCGGCAACGGCGGCACGGAGGACCAGCUGACGCCGGCGCCGCUAGAAGCCUUCGAGGAGCACAUCAUCGUUGACGUGCAGGCGGGACACGCGUUCGCCUUGGCGCUGACGAGCGAGGGCGAGGUUCUGGGGUGGGGUAGGAACGACCAGGGGCAGCUGGGCCUCGGGGGCGGGCUGACGAUGGACGUCUACGCCGCGGAGGUGCUGCCCCGAACCAUCGACGCUCUCGUCGACGAGAAGGUGGUGUCAAUAGGAGCGGGCUACAACCACGCAUCCGCCGUAACGGAAAGCGGGAAGCUGUACAUGUGGGGCAUGAAGCGAUCACUGGAGCCGGAGUGGAUGUCUGCCUUGGACGGGCAGCGGGUUGUUUACGCCGCUUGCGGGAAGUGGUACACGUCGGCGAUCACAGACACUGGAGCGUUGUAUACAAUCGGGUCAGGUGGCACGUACUGCCUCGGCAACGGUACGGGGGGGAAGUCGCAAACCCGGAAUCAGCCGGAGAGCGUUAAGCCUUUGUCGCGGGUGGAGGUGGCGCACAUCACGUGCGGCGCGAGCCACACGGCUGCUCUGAUCAGGCCACGCCCGCGUGAAGGUUGAAACGCCAUCGUCGUCUUGUCGUGACUGUAGCAGCCGGGAGGAGAGAAGUAGGCAAGGAGCAUCGGCUUCACUCUGUUCGGAUGUAGUUUCGGCUGUUGCUUGUCGGUCUUGUACGAUUUAUUGAAUACCCUGGGGAUGAGAGAAUCCGAAUGAAUUGGCUUCUUUGUUUUCUAUAUGAGACGUGUUGGCCCGGUGCCGUGCUAUGGAGUACGCGCCGGAGGUGCUACGUAGGCCUGAACGCUCGCACCAGGUGUUUUUCAUGCCCUCGGACCUUUGCUGCGCAGCCGUUACUACGACUCUC
Ectocarpus siliculosus is the source of this 1669-nucleotide messenger RNA. The record is from the annotation of a GenBank genome assembly. NCBI's taxonomy places the organism in Eukaryota, Phaeophyceae, Ectocarpales, Ectocarpaceae.